Pseudomassariella vexata is the source of this 1479-nucleotide messenger RNA. RefSeq lists its product as uncharacterized. Gene Ontology annotation, cellular component: nucleus. The transcript is spliced from 3 exons. The coding region runs from base 1 to 1479 and encodes 492 amino acids. Gene Ontology annotation, biological process: positive regulation of transcription by RNA polymerase II. NCBI's taxonomy places the organism in Eukaryota, Fungi, Ascomycota, Sordariomycetes, Amphisphaeriales, Pseudomassariaceae. Gene Ontology annotation, molecular function: DNA-binding transcription factor activity; transcription cis-regulatory region binding. The record is from RefSeq and is a predicted model, not a curated record.
AUGAACUUUGUGCCUUCGGACCCCGACCCCACGCCGGGAUCAGCCGAGCAUGGGUUCUCCCCAUUCUUCAGCACGUCCGAUUUGACUGCCGCGACUCCCUCGGGGGUCUCACCAAAUGUCUCUUCACCCUCGAUGACCUCGAGACCAGACGAGUUCAUGUUGAGUCAGGACUACCUGUCGUACCGGGAGGAACUUCGAUCGUUGAUCUUCCAUACCGCCCAGAGCGCUGCGCCUACCCGGCAGGGAAGUCCUGCCGGCGCUGAUGAAGUGAAACUCACCCAUGAACUUCACAAUGGUCAUCUUCAGAGUCAUCGGGAUACUGCAAGGAUCUUGUCAAUAGGGAAGCGGGUCUUUUAUCUCCGGAACUAUGUUGAGCAAGUUGCUUCAUGGCUCGAUAUGUUUGACGGUGACCGUGUCUUUGGGAUGCAAAUCCCUUCUCUAGCGCAGACAUCUCCCCCAUUGCUGUAUGCCAUCCUGGCCUUGUCUGCAAGGCAGAUCGAAUGCAAAGAGAAGCGGAAGAACUCGUUCGACAGUCUCGAGCUUUAUCAAGAAGCCAUCCGACUUCUUGCUCCUCUACUUGUUGACCGUGAUGUCAAGAUCAUUCCUAUUUGUGUCAUUCUCUGUUGCUUGGAAAUGAUGUCUGCCAGUGCCCAAGACUGGCGAAGACACUUGGAAGGCUGUGCAGCGCUGUUCAGUACCUUUGGAGUGCAUGGAUUCAGUGGUGGCAUGCUCCAAGCUGUGUUUUGGUGCUAUGCAAGAAUGGAUCUGUGUGGUGCCUUGAUAUCCGAUGGCACCCAAUGCACACUCUUUCAACCCUCCAGGUGGUUACCUGCUGGUACCGAGGCCCAUGAAGCCCGGUCUCUGUUCAGAGCCUCCCAGAACCCGGAUAUGCACGCCAACUAUUCCGUAUGGCUUUGCGCCAAAACAUGUAAGCUCAUAUCCGACCGGACCCGAUAUAAUGAGCUCGCAGAGCAGAAUGGGUGCACCGAGGAAGUAUUUACCAACCGUUGGCUUGCUUUGUGGGACGAGUUGCAAGUCUGGCUCGGCACUCGACCGCGGGAACUCCAUCCAGUCAAGACGGCCGAGACCAAACCGUUCCCGCAGAUACUCUACGUUCACUGGGCAGCCAUCUCGUCAAACCAACUCCAUCACACGGCAUGCAUUCUCAUGCUAGACUCUAUGCCGAAGCCACUGAAGUUGACCAUGAACCUCGGCAUGGCUGGGUCCACCUUAUGGCAUGCGAAAUGGGUUUGUGGCAUUUCCCUCAGCAACCCGCACCAAGGGUGUAUCAACAAUGCCAUACAACCUCUUUGGCUCGCAGGGAGACUUUUGAGCCACAGAUCGGAGCAUGAAAUCAUUAUCAAGCUCCUCCGGAGCAUCGAGUCGACCACUGGAUGGGGCUCUUGCUGGAGAAUACCGGACCUGGAGUCUGCUUGGGGUUACAAAGUCAGGAAGUCCGGGUCUAACGCUGCCUCUUGA